AUGGCGGCGGAAGACGGCGACCCCACCAAAUUCGCUGCUAUCUACGACUCAUCCUCUCCGUCGCAUCCUCUUCUCUCAAAACCCUCCACGUCUGCUCUCGAUUCUCCGCGUCGAAGUGAUCCCGAAUCCGACCCGACCCAGUUUCUCCAGAUCUCGUACAACUUUGGUCCCAGACCUUUCAAAGACAUCACUUUUCUUCUUCUCUUUGAUCUCUUCGUCUUCUCCACAUUUGGGUUCGGAAUCUUCUCGAUUUUCCAUAGGAAUAGCGAUUACGGGAGCUCCUCUUCCUUCACUUAUGAUUUCACAUCUAGCUCCUGCGUUAAAAAUUCAACCUUUACUAGAGUUCCGAAUAGGUACUGGGCUUCUUCGAGUGUCAUGUACGGUAUGGUUUCAUCGUCUGACUCAGUCUUUGAGAAGGAUUUGAUCUGGACUCUUGUUGUUACGCUGAUUUUAAGCGUGCCCUUUUGUUUUAUGGUCUUGCUUUUGCUCAAACACUACACUAAGCAGAUAGUUUAUGCUUGUUUACCUCUCUUUGUCGUAUUUCCAAUCUUUUUCAAUGUCUAUUGGUUCGUAGCUUGUACUGUUAGCUCUUCUUGUAGUGAUGCACUCCCUUUAGCUUACAGAAUCCUUGUCCUAGUCUUCGUUUUCUUGAUCAUCGGGAUUAUUGUCUGGAUCAUAGUAGCAAAUUGGCACCGAAUUGAGCUCACUAUUCAGAUCAUCGGUGUUGCUUCUGAUGCUUUGACUAAAAACUUGAAGCUUUUUGUUGUCUUGCCGCUGCUUAUAUUCGGGUUAGUGGUGUACUAUGCGCCGAUUGUGGUGUUCUUGGUGUUUGCAAGGUUUAAUGGGAAGUUUGUGCCACGAGAGUUGGAUGGUGAAUACUUUUGUGAAUGGAAGGAAGAUUCUUGGGUUCCUGCGUAUUACGCGCUUGCCAUUUUAACUAUGAUUUGGUCUCUUGCUGUAAUGGUGGAAAUGCAAGUGUAUGUGAUAAGUGGAGCUAUUUCUCAGUGGUAUUUCUCCAAGGAAGACUCAAUGCCUAAAAAAUGCAUCCGGAGUUCUUUAAGGAACGCAUUUGGUCAAUCCUUUGGCACAAUAUGUCUUUCAGGACUUCUCAUCUGCAUUGUUCGUGUGGUCCGAGCCAUCGUGGACAAUGCAAGAGAAGAGAACACACAAGGCAUAGUGAACUUGGUUCUCCGUUGCUGCGCAAACACCUUACUUGGAGCUAUUGACUAUCUCAAUAAGUUCACCAUCAACUUUGCUGCAAUAACAGGCGAAGCCUAUUGCACCUCUGCCAGAAUGACUUACGAGCUCUUGAGACGCAACCUACUCUCAGCUGUUUUUGUCGAAACAGUUUCCACCAGAAUCUUAACCGGAAUUGUCUUUGUCCUCUCAGCCGCAUAUGCAGUCGCGACAUGGGCAGUUCUGAGAGGAGUGAGCAACUUGGGUAUAGAUUCGUACUUGGUGGCUAUACUCGCGUGGCUCUUACUGAUAGUGAUCUUGGCUUUCUUUGUACAUGUUCUUGACAAUGUGAUCGACACAAUCUAUGUUUGUUACGCCAUUGAUCGAGACAAAGGGGAUGUUUGUAAGCAGGAAGUUCACGAAGUUUAUGUUCACUUACCUAUCAGCAGAAGCACAAGAUCGUCUCUCAUUCCAAAUGCUCUUAAUGCAUAG
Molecule: messenger RNA, 1668 nt
Organism: Arabis nemorensis
Lineage: Eukaryota; Viridiplantae; Streptophyta; Magnoliopsida; Brassicales; Brassicaceae
Source: the annotation of a GenBank genome assembly